This is a messenger RNA of Caenorhabditis sp. 36 PRJEB53466, 1188 nucleotides long. The record is from the annotation of a GenBank genome assembly. NCBI's taxonomy places the organism in Eukaryota, Metazoa, Nematoda, Chromadorea, Rhabditida, Rhabditidae.
AUGAAACGGACGUCGAGUACAUGCGGUCUCCGACACUUUUUAUUGUAAGUUUCUCUUUAACUCUAUCAUUUUUUCACAGCUCAUAUGCAGAAUGGCCUUCUGGUUCGCGACGACUCUGACUGCGGGAGUCAUGUACAGAAUGGUUGUGGUUGCCAUUUACUUUGAGUUUCCAUUCAUUAUUAUUCUGUGUCAAUCAGUGAUUUCCCUCAUUCUGUUCCAAAUCGGAAAACUGUUGUUCCCUGAUUUUUGCAAGGCCUGGAGCACUUCCAUUGACUGGAAAGCCUUCCCCGUUUCCCUCCUUCUCACAAUCACUCUCAUCCUGGACUUUCAUGCUUUUUACCAGGUAAGUCCUCCUCAAAUCCUUGUCAUUUCCACUUCGAAUGCCAGGAAACAACAGCUUCCAAUCUGAUCGAGUACCUGGCUGCUCCUCUUCUGGUAGUCCUGUCUUCAGGACGCACUAAACCCGGGAAAAGGUUGCCGGCGAUGAUGUCGGUGCUGUCCGUGUUCUUCACUUACGCCACGAGUGAGUCCGUCCCUGUUCCCUUCCGAUUGCAAGUCUAUUUCAGUUAAUGUCACUGAUCUCUCCUCAAAUGGAAUACUUUUCGGAGUCUCCCUUCUUUUUUCCAACGUGACCUUCCUCAUCACUCUUCGCAAAUAUCUCGCCAAGUUCGUCGUUCUCUUCCCUUUUCACUUCAAUUCCCUUCUGUUUCAGCAGCUCUGUCUCCAGAUUCCUCUUCUCCCACUUUGCCUUUUCGUCUGUCAUUUUAUUCGUUUUCGAAGUUUUCAAAGUAUCUAGUCUGCCCUUCCACCGGUCUUCUGCCCGAAUCCGUUUAUUUUCAGCACGACAUCCACCGUCUCUUCCUCUACGUUCAUCUCUGGCAACUUCCGUACUUCUACUCCGUCCUCUUCUCUUUCGUCGUCUGCUCCUCUCUUUCUCUCCUCUCUCUCUGCCACGUCAUCACUCGCUUCGAGAUCUCCACAAUUGCUCUUACUCUCAACACCAAAAGUUCCUGGCAGUUUGUCAUCACCAAUUUCAUCUACCGUAACGUCGCCUUCAAAGCGUUCUAUGAUCUCAAUUCGUCGAUUGUUCUCUCUGCGUUCGCAGCUUUCACAGUGAACAUUGUCGCUUUCUGGAUAGAUUCCAAGAAUCGAUUCGGUCAACAUUUACUUGCUCGGAAUACUGAAUAA